UGGGGGAGAGCCUCCCCCUAUGAGCUCCGAUUGGUGGGACUCAACCUUGGUGAUUUCUGAUUGGCCUAAUGAAGAAACACCAAGGUAGGUUGCCUAGCGAUCCCGAGGAAGCUGAUGUGUUAUUCCUUCUCUGCAUCGAAGGAUCAGGAAGUUUGUGCUCUCUGCGUGGCUAAGUUUUUCACCUACUAGGACGGGGGUGGGGUGGGGGGAACAGGUGUCCUCCUAAAAUACAGCACAAGCUACAGCCUGCGUCCAGCCAUAACCCAGAAGUAACAUCAGAAACAGGUGAGAAUGACCACUUUAACUCACCGGGCCCGUCGCACUGAAGUAAGCAAGAACUCUGAAAAGAAGCUGGAAAGAGAGGAAGACAGUAAUCGGGAGAAAAGUCCAGACAAUGAAGAUUCUGGAGACUCUAAGGAUAUCCGCCUUACUCUUAUGGAAGAAGUAUUGCUCCUGGGACUAAAAGAUAAAGAGGGUUACACAUCUUUCUGGAAUGACUGCAUAUCAUCUGGUCUGCGAGGAGGCAUCCUGAUAGAGCUGGCCAUGCGGGGUCGAAUCUAUCUGGAACCCCCAACCAUGCGUAAGAAGCGACUACUAGACAGAAAGGUACUGCUAAAGUCAGACAGCCCAACAGGUGAUGUUCUACUGGAUGAAACCCUCAAACACAUCAAAGCAACGGAGCCCACAGAAACUGUCCAGACAUGGAUAGAGCUGCUCACUGGCGAGACCUGGAACCCCUUCAAAUUACAGUACCAGCUGAGAAACGUACGAGAGCGCAUUGCGAAGAACCUAGUAGAGAAGGGUAUUCUGACCACCGAGAAGCAGAAUUUCCUGCUCUUUGACAUGACUACUCAUCCAGUGACCAACACAACAGAGAAACAGCGGCUAGUGAAGAAGCUUCAAGACAGCGUACUAGAGCGGUGGGUAAAUGAUCCUCAGCGUAUGGACAAGCGAACACUAGCACUCCUGGUGCUAGCCCACUCCUCUGAUGUGCUAGAGAAUGUCUUCUCCUCUCUGACAGAUGACAAGUAUGAUGUGGCAAUGAAUCGAGCCAAGGACUUAGUAGAACUGGACCCCGAAGUGGAAGGGACAAAGCCUAGUGCCACAGAGAUGAUCUGGGCUGUGCUAGCAGCCUUCAAUAAAUCUUAAAGCCCGCAGGUGGGUUUCUCCUUUUCCCCUGCUGGCUGGUGACUGUCAGAGACCUCAUCACUGAGUUUUGUGUGAUGAGAUGUUUUCAUCAUUUUUGUUUCCUUUUCUUGAAUCAGACUUGUGAUUUGGAGAGAGCAACUUCUGGGCUUCUCCACAGACCUUGGCCAUUAAGAGCAGACCUUGUUUCUCCCCACACUUCCACUCCAUAGGUGAAUAAACUGAGAGAACCCACACACACCCCCAGCGAACGUUUCCGCCCAUUUCUUGGUUUAGCUUCAACAGUAUGCUUUUGGAUAAACAGAAAUAUCUAAAGGGGAUUUAGAGUUCUCCAGCUACAGAAUGUGAAGGAGAUAAAAAGCAAACCAUCUAUUAUAUUUUUCUAAGUUUAUUUUCUAUCUUAAAUACAUGUUUUCACAGUCUUUGUCUCUCAGACUCUGCUAAAUAAUGUAACUUUUUGAAAUAACUGUCGCUGAAUAAGGAGCAAUGAGAAACAAAACUAAUUUUUGUAGCAUAUGGUCUCUGAAAUUGUGUAUCCUGCUAGUGAUUUUCUCAUCUUUCCUUUUCUAACAACCUAAUGAGAAUGUCCCAGAUUCAAAUAACUGGACCUCAAAGUCCUGGAGCCAAAAAUACAUUCUCUCAUCCCUCUUAGCUUUAUCUUGUGCCCUUAUUCACUAAGGCAAAAGUCUAAAUGAAGGAAAAAAAGUCUGUCUCAACACCUCGUUCAUGCAGUCAACAUUAGAAUUUGUAAGGGAGGAAGGGAGGUGGCAUGGAAAUUUCCGUCUUUGGAGUACAUGACUGUCCCGUUUCCCCCAGUCCACUUUUUUUUGAGACAGGGUCUUGCUCUAUUGCCCAGGCUGGAGUACAGUGGUGCUGUCACAGCUGACUGCAGCCUUGACCUCCAGGGCUCAAGGGAUCCUCCUGCCUCAGUCUCCCAACUCGCUGGGACUACAGGCACAUGCCACCAUACUGAGCUCUUUUUUUUUUUUUUUUAAAUAGAGACAGGGUCUCGCUUUGUUGCCCAGGCUGGUCUUGAAUUCCUGGGCUCAAGCAGUUCUUCCACCUCAGCCUCCCAAAGUGCUGAGAUUACUGGCAUGAGCCACUGCACCUGCCCCUCCAGCUACUUUAAAUGUCUCUGCUCUGACUGAAUUGAAGGAAUUGUAAGUUUCAGUUGGUAAAUAUAUCAGUAUAUCUGAGCUCCAGAGCUUUUUCUUUCCUGUUUUUGGCUUCCUACGUAAAUUGAUCAAGUCUGUCUGUAUUUAAGGGUUCUGGGAGUAUUUUUGUCUGUAUUUAAUACACAGAUGUGCUCUAGUCAUCAGUCUUGUUUGUUUCAGUCUUGUUUCGGAGAUUCUGGCCAAAUCUCUAAUAAGUUUUUCACUUCAGUAGUGAGGGCAAUGAGAAGCUUUAUUAAGAAAGAUCCUAUUUAGAGGGCUAACUUGGUGUCAAAAGCAUGCUGAUAUCAAGUCCAGUAUUUAAGGAUAUAAGGAGGAUGGGCAUUGAGCUGCGCAUUUAUUACACUGUAGUGGGAUCAAGUCCAGUAUUUAAGGAUAUAAGGAGGAUGGGCAUUGAGCUGCGCAUUUAUUACACUGUAAUGGGAUCAAGUCCAGUAUUUAAGGAUAUGAGGAGGAUGGGCACUGAGCUGCGCAUUUAUUACACUGUAGUGGGAUAUGCCUCUUGACCAUUACAGAAUAACAGGCUGUCAGAGGGCUAAUACAGAUGACCCAGACCUGACAUUAAAUCCUCCUGAUUAAAGUAAUUCAGUGAAUGAUUUAUUCAUUUAUCUCCUCUGCCAAAUCUACUUAGUUCACAAAAAUUCCCCAACUCAAUUAACAUAUUUUUUUGUUUUUCCCUUUAGGUAUCUCUUAGGUGAAUAGAGAUAUAAAUUGUAAUGGGAAACAAACUCUAAAUGUGAGGCUGAAUAGAGCUGAAUAUUAGGCUGAAUAUUAGUCUGGCUCUCGAAUAGUACAAAAGCUGGUCCAUGUGUUGUCUCCACCUGAGUUAGCUUUUUCUUUUCCUUGAACAAUUCGGCAUGAAUUGAAACCAGGUUUUCCUGUGGAAAGUUUUAGCUUGACUGGGGGAUAGAAGUUGAAUUGAGUUCUUUCUUGCAACUCCUAGUGUUUAUUUUUAUAUUAUAUCUCAAUAAGACGAAGAUGUCUUCAGUUUGAAUCUGCAUAGUGCUCACUGCCAAACACCUCAUUUAACGCAUAUGGUCUUCACAUUUCUGUAUAAUAAAGAUCAAUUAUCAGCUC
Molecule: messenger RNA, 3395 nt
Organism: Callithrix jacchus (white-tufted-ear marmoset)
Lineage: Eukaryota; Metazoa; Chordata; Mammalia; Primates; Cebidae
Gene: GOLPH3L
Product: golgi phosphoprotein 3 like
Biological process (GO): Golgi vesicle budding; retrograde vesicle-mediated transport, Golgi to endoplasmic reticulum; Golgi to plasma membrane protein transport
Cellular component (GO): trans-Golgi network; cytosol; Golgi cisterna
Molecular function (GO): phosphatidylinositol-4-phosphate binding
Source: RefSeq, a predicted model, not a curated record